This is a messenger RNA of Pseudopipra pipra, 8032 nucleotides long. Its product is annotated as carbohydrate sulfotransferase 5-like. Gene Ontology annotation, biological process: keratan sulfate proteoglycan biosynthetic process; N-acetylglucosamine metabolic process. Bases 1582 to 2931 code for a protein of 449 amino acids. The record is from RefSeq and is a predicted model, not a curated record. Gene Ontology annotation, molecular function: N-acetylglucosamine 6-O-sulfotransferase activity. Gene Ontology annotation, cellular component: trans-Golgi network. The transcript is spliced from 6 exons. Lineage: Eukaryota; Metazoa; Chordata; Aves; Passeriformes; Pipridae.
UGUUCGCAGGACUCGUCGUCGCGGCCAGACCGUUUUUUCCGGUGUCAGCGGUGCUUACAGUCAGUCGCACUACGCUUCAGGGGAUGUAUUCGAGCCGUUCGCACUCUCAUUACGUUUCGGGGGAUGUAUUCGAGCUGUUCGCACUCGCACUACGUUUCGGGGGAUGUUUUUGAGCCGUCCGCCCCCGCCCCUGCCCGUGGCGGUGAAGUAGCGGGAGCACCAGGUGCGGCGGAGCCGGUGUCGCACCGUCUGAGCCGUUGGCUGAGGUGCAGUCGGUUGUUGACAGAGGUCAAGCUGUCGAAAAUCAGACCUUUUUUUGGUUAGGUUUUUUUUCUUCUUCUUCUUUCCUCUCCCCUAGAGAACAUGGCUGAGGUGGUUAAGUGGUUUCGUUUGCUAGAGUCAGGUCGUGAAAUAAGGUGCGUUAGAGAACAUUUCCCGUCGUUCCGGGAAAUCCCUUCCAGUUUUUCUGUUGUGUCCAGCCUCUCUUUCCAGAUGAAGGUCACACACCGGUCGGAAGAAUUUGUCUUUAUUUAUUAGUUGCAACAGUUGCUUCAGUGGGGCACACAGGGCACACCUCAGCCCAUUCGUCCUAGGACGGUUUGAAUUUGAGGACAUUAUUGUGCUGCUGCAUUCAGAGUCUCAAGUAAGUGAAUAGCAUACAGUCACUGUAGGUGUCUCUUUGUCAAUCCAGUUUUGCCAUAGUAAAAAUUCUUAACAAAAAUUGCAGCUAAGCAGACCUCAUUUCUUGAACACCAGUAAUUCUAGCAGCUGAAAACGCUUUGUGAUCUUCAGCUGCAUUGCAUGGAGAAACAGGUGGUGAAGGGCUGUGCCUCAACACUGCUUUUUGUUCAGGCUGGACAACUUUAUCUAACUCCAAAAAUUAUAAAUAAAACCCAAAGGAAACAGUACCUUUUGAAAAAAAGAACUUUAAUGGUCAUGUAAUUAAAUCCAUGGUACGUUUAAUUGUAUUAUACACUAUUUCAGCCUGAUGAUUUCCUACAAACAUUUGUUCCAACCUCAUUUGCCCCUAGAUUGUGAAAAGAAGUACAUUUCCAAAAGCUAAAUUAACAGUAUCAGCUGGAAUUCUAAUAUAUUGUUAUUAUUCAGAAUUAUUACAGUACAUUUACUGUACUUUUAUUGUUUUAGUUGCAGUUUCACUGUUCUAUUAAAAAAAUUAAGCAGGCUUUUGAAUCUCAACUAUUUAGUAUUGGCCAGCUAUUAGAAAGACUUUUAACUUAUUGAAGUACCAGUAGUUACAGAAGGCACCCUCCAAACGAACUGUUUCUUUCCCCAUUCAAAGAUCAAUCUGCAAUACAGUAACCUUUUGCCUUAUGAAGGUGUGUGAUUUCUAGCUGCAGAAGAACACUAGAAAUGGAUAUUUUGUCAGCUGGGUAAUUACAGCAAGAAUUACUAGUAAUAUUGUUGUGCAUUUUUCUUUGACCAGCUUUGUCACGUUCCUGCAAUUUCACUUUUUAGAGCAGCAAAGCGUGUUCCUAAUGUUGAGCCCAUAGAAGCAAUUCUGGUGUUGAUUGCAUUGGUGUGAUGUCUUAUAGGCGAAGUAUGCAGUGAGUAAACUUCUCCAUGAGGGACAGUAGAACUUCAAGUGAUCUUUGCUCUGUUUAUAAUGCCAUGCACAAAUAUUUUCCUGUUAUUUCUACAAAAUGCAUGAUGACAUUCACCAUUAUCAUUCUUUUUACAGUCAGUACUGCUGCAUCUGGUGAAUCCUUUUCUUAUUGCUCUUCCUCGGUGAGAAUGGCAAGGAUUCGGAUUCCUAGCACAGUCGUUAUACUUUUUGUUACAGUUCAGACUGGAUUCUUACUCUUCAUGUUUGCCCGGUACAGUAGUUUCAUGCCUCAGGCGGAGAAACCAUCACAAGUCCACAUCCUCAUUCUCUCCUCCUGGCGGUCAGGAUCUUCUUUUGUCGGGCAGCUUUUCAGCCAGCACCCCAGCGUCUUCUACCUGAUGGAGCCAGCGUGGCACGUGUGGGUUACGAUGUCCCAGAACAGUGCCAAAGUCUUACACAUGGCAGUGCGGGACUUAGUCAGGUCGGUCUUCCUGUGUGACAUGUCUGUGUUUGAUGCUUACAUGCCUUGGAAAAGAAACUUAUCCGAUCUUUUCCAGUGGGCAGUGAGUCGGGCUCUGUGCUCAGCUCCUGCUUGUGACUCUUUUCAACGCACUGACAUUACCAGUGAAAUGGCCUGCAAGACUCUUUGUGGACGGUAUCCGUUCAGCAAGGUGGAGGAAGCCUGUAAAACUUACAGCCAUGUUGUCAUCAAGGAAGUUCGAUUCUUUGACUUGAAGGUCCUCUACCCUCUUCUCACUGACCCAUCCCUGAAUCUCAAAAUUAUUCACCUGGUCCGUGACCCCAGGGCAGUCGUUAAGUCACGGGAACAAUCAGUGAAAGCUUUAGCCCGUGACAAUGGAAUUGUCUUGAGUACCAAUGGCACUAAAGUGGAAGACAGCAAAUACAAAGUAAUGCAAGAGGUUUGUAGAAGUCAUGUUCAGAUUUAUGAAACGGCUACUCUAAAACCACCUAAUUUCCUUAAAAAUCGCUAUUUAAUGAUCCGUUUUGAAGAUCUGGUAAGAGAUCCAUUAUCAGAAAUCUCAGAAAUGUACAAAUUUGCAGAUCUUAAUUUGACCCCCAGGCUCAAAAGCUGGAUCUAUAAUAUCACACAUGGACAAGGACCAGGAAAAAAAAAAGAAGCCUUCAAAAUCACGUCUCGAGAUGCAGUUAGUGUUUCACAGGCCUGGAGAAACGUUCUUCCCUUUCAGAAAGUUAAGAAAGUACAGGAAGUUUGCAAAGGUGCUAUAAACAUGCUUGGCUAUCAGCUGGUGGAUUCCGAAAAAGAACAAAGAGAUCUGACAUUGGAUUUAGUGUUGCCAAGACGACAAAAUCAAUUUAGUUGGUUAUCAUUUAAUCCACAGCACUGAAACACUAUUUUUGAGAGAUGUGGGGGGGUGGGGCAGGGUAGAUGUUUGACUGUUUCUCUACUGCUCAGCGUAUAGUAAUUGGAAAAUCCUUGGCUGAUGACUUUAAGUGUCUUUCUGUCUACUACUUUUCCGUUAAUGGAAGGAGUAUUUUUUUCCUGAGUUUCUUACACCUCAAAAACAAAAAAAGGCAAGAUAAUUGUCAGAUUGCAAAUAUACAACUGAGCUGUGCUGCUUACAGCAUUGUUUAAAAGUACUAUAAUUUAAGUACUUUCUGUUAAAAGGUGAAUUUUCAAAGAUGUCUUUAUUGAUAAUAGUUCACUUCUGUUUUCAUGUUUUAUAUAUUUAAGAAUCACAGUUCUUUAUUUGUAUAAAUGGAAUGAAGUAGAUACUAAAUUCCUUCAUUCGACUUUCUUCUUUCCUUUAAAGUUGUUGUGCACUUGUGUAUUUUUUUUAGACUUCUUUAGAUGUUUUAAAUUUUUAACAUAAAAGUUUUCCAAAAGCUGGGGCAACCGCAGUAGUUCUGUUGUAAAGGGCUUAAACGGGAACUUAAUUUAUUGAUAGAUUUCAUAGUGGUUUCCUUGGAGUGGCAACUUUUACAAUCAGGUACUUGAAUGUGAUGUCGGCGUGGAGUGCAAAAAGCAAAAAUACAUGAAGAAGCUUGGAGCAGAAUCACAGCUGGUUAAUGGCGUCCCUGUCGCGUUCUGUGACACAGAGCAGGUGCAACACGCUUGCUCCUGCAGCGCAGUUACCCUCUGUGUUCAGGACACGACGCUGUCAGUGAAGAUGCCGGAGUUGGCCGGGACACGCUCGGACGGGCUCGCUCGGUCCCGGCGGGGGCUCCGGGCACGGCGGGGGGCAGAGGGCGCGUGCGCAGUGGCUCCCGAGCGUCUCCGGUACUGCGCUGAGAGCCGGGCAUGCGCAGUUCGCGGGGGGGGGGGGGGGGCAGUGCCGUGUUUGGGCGGCCUCUGCCGCCCCCCGGUGCCCGGCCCUCGGCACGGCUGGAGCGGACCCGCCGCUCCGGCACGGCGGGGUUGCUUCCCUGAGGGAGCGCAAAGCGCGGAACUGCGGCCCGGCUGCCACUCUGCUUUCGGGCGCCGGCCCUGGAGCCCGGGGGGCAGUGGGCGGGCCUGGGGGAGCGCCUGAAUGUGCCUGAAGAUGGAGCUUUGCUCGAGGAAGGUGCCGAGGGACGAGCCCUGUACCGAGGGGCAGCGGAGGAGAGGGGAGAAGCACCUGAGCAGGUUGGGCAGUGUGGGCACUGUUAGUUAAAUGCUGAUAAGGACGCUUGCUUUGAUUGCACCUGUACAUCAGAGUUCUCCCUUGGUUAUAAAAGCAAGAAGUCUCUCUACUGCCUGUACCAAAUGCACUCUUUUAUUUAAUUCACAUGUAAAAAGCCUACACAGACACACACAGGUAAAUCUUCUGGACUAACCUUAGCACAUUACAUUUCUGCCUGUAUCUUCUGGGCAUAAACUACAUAUUUCCAUUCCGAGACAUGCAGACUUUUGGUCUUGAAAAUGGAAACAUAAUGCAGUUUUGUUCCCAGCUGGCCACAAUUGCUCCUAAUCUAAAACAGGUCACUGUUCCAAAGGAGAAUCUGCACAGGCCCCAGUUCUAAUUUCUGGUUUUAUUUAUUGGUCUCUUGUGGUUAGUGAGAUAAAGUGAAUGGAAGGCAACAAGCAAGAACUAGCUGAGGCUUCUUUGCUUAUAACUGGGCACAGCAGAAAAAUCAUGAUCUUGAUAUUCCUGUUUCCACCUUUCCCUCUAGCGUUGUGCUCAGAAUGUUUUUCCUAAAUUUUGCAGUUAAUCAGGCAUGAUCACGGGAAGCCAUGACAUGCAGAGGAAUUCCAUUAAGCUGAGUUAGACUAUCCUCAGUCAGUAACAACUUGAAAUAAAUAAAUACCCUUUCAUAUGAGAAGAUGACUGUAUGCUUCUGGAAUAGAAAUCCAACUUAACUCUGGACUUUUUUAGGAAGGAAGAUCAGUAGCUUAUUCCAGAGUUACUAUUAAUUCUGGUGUGCGACUUUUUUUUCCCAAGGCAAUAUUAAAGAUCCUGAUCUCAGGAGGUGGAAAAUCCUGAACAGGAGUGAUGAUUCCUAUACCACAAUAUCCCUUAUAUUCAGCAGCCAUAUCUGAACUAGUUGCUAUCCAGGUGAACUGCCAUUUGGAUGAAGAAAAUUGCUGGGCUCUAGAUGUGAAUGAACUUUGCUGUGCCUUGAAUGAAGCCAAGGUGUAUUGCAACCCAAAACUCCUCUGCAUCAUCAACCCCAGAAAUCCCACGGGUCUGGGAACUUUGUUUAAUGGAUUGAUUUUAAGACCAAUUUUUUUUUCUUUUUCAUUCAUUUGACAUUGCAGGCAAAUCCUAAAUACACAUCAAAUAUGUAAAGCUGAAUUUUACAGUCAAUGCUCUAAGUAGGACAGUAUGUCAUAUUUUCAGAAAUAUUUUUUCAGUUUUGUGGAACUCCAGAGAGUGGGGAGCAGGUUCACUUCACUGGAUCCCAUUUGAAGCCACUGCUUCCACUGAACUUCUGCAGACUUGUGGAAUGACUUUCAGUCAUUCCUUUGGUCUUUAUGAAAGAUCUUGCUUCUGGCAUGGCCUGUAGCCUUUUGCUUCUCAGAGGCAAUGACUGUAGAUACUCUCUGAACUCCAUGGCAACCACUGCCUCCCUCAGAAUUUAGGUUUUUGAGUAGUUGAGAUUGAUCAGUGAGAAACUAGAUCCCAUUGACCUAUCAUGCAUGUGAGCAUUUAAAAUUAUAAGUUAUACACAGAGUACUCUUAAUAAGUCAUUGACUGAUUACUUUAUAUCACAUUUCCUUUGCUUGAGAUGGACUAAGUUACCUUGAACCAUCAUUCCUCCAAAAAUGCUCCCUAAUUUCAUACUUGGUGAAGUGAAUUCUUAAGUUCAGUAGCACUUUUCUGAGAAAGAGGGAUAUCUUGUUGAAAAGCUGGAAGUCUUACUAGGUCUGGGUGAAAAGAUAUAUAUCUAGAUACAUCUAGAUAUCUAGAUAUAUGUGCUCCACUAACUUUCUUCUUGCUUUAAAAAUCAUACUAUAGGACAGGUGCAAACCAGAAAGUGCAUUGAAGAUGUGAUACAAGAGAAACUUGUUCUUCUGGCUGAUGAGGUUUACCAGGACAAUGUGUACUCUGAAGGAUGCCAGUUCCAUUCUUUCAAAAAGAUUCUGUAUGAGGUGGGACCUGAGUACUAAAACAAUGUUGAGCUGGCCUCUUUUCACCUCUAAGGGAGUCAUGGGCAGGAGAAGGAGUCUGUUUUGAAUAGUCUUGCCAAGAAAGCCAAACUAACAGAAGACAUGUUUAACAAGAUACUAGGCAUUCACUGCAAUCCUCUUCAAGGAGCUAUGUAUGCUGUACCACAGAUCUUUAUUCCUUCCAAAGCCAUUGAGGAAGCAAAGGCUCAUGAAGUGACACCUAGUAUGUUGUAUUGCAUGAAACUUCUGGAAGAGACUGGAAUAUGUGUUGUACCUGGAAGUGGAUUUGGCCAAAGAGAAGGAACCCACCAUUUCAGUUACAGUUUCUGUUUGUUUGAAAUCAAAUUAACAGUAAUAAGCAAAGUACCAUCCAAAUACUUUCUCUUCUGAUUAAAUACAAGGAUUUUUAUUUCAGUGUACAUUGUCUCACUUUAAACUGGACAGUUUCUGAGAUCUGAUCUAGGCCAAAGACCUCAUCUGCUAGAUGAGCUAUUCAGGUUUUUGUGGUGUUUUCAUAGCUUGGUGACAUAAUUUUAUUCUAUUUUUAUACACUGGUAUUUGAAAUGCCUUCUCCAGGAAUACAAACAAUAAUAAUACCUUAGACUUUAAUCUUAAAAUUGGCUAUAGAAUUACAAAAAUUGCCCUGCAUUCUUUGGGAGGAGGGGGGAUUAAACAGUGUUUCCAUAUGGAGAAACUGCAUUAGAAGUGCAGUAUUUUCCCUAUAGAACUGCUCCUUAAAAACACUGAAUAACUUUUCACUUUGCCAAAACAAGAUGUUGAGCUAAAUAAUGCGAUACCAAAACUGUGAACAUAAACUCAGUUGCUUUUGCUUCCAAUAAGCAGCACUUUGCUCCAGGCAAGCCACUGAUAGCUGGAAUUUGUCAUGGAAUUUAGUCUUCUUCAGUCUGAAACAAUAUAACAGAAGGUAUCUUUAGCCUUGGUAGUUCUGCAACACAGCCAGCUGGGUGAGAUAUCUGGGUACAUACAGCUCCAGGAAAAGCCAGGGAGUCCAUUCCUGCACCAGUGUGGGAAAAACACUCUGUUCUGUAGGUCUUGCACACAAUCUGGGAUUUUCAUAUCAUGCAGGAGAAGGAAAAAAGAGACUAAAAACUGCAGAGUGGGAUGUUGCAUUGUUUUAAUGCAACUGAAUUCAGUUUUCAGUUAAAGAAGGAAUGUGCAUUUACUGAUAACUGCCCACUCCUAAAGCUUGAAAAGCUGGGUAUAAUUUGGCAUAACUGCCCAACUCUGGAAACCAAGUUGCUGUUGUUUCUUGCUGAUGACCUUCUUACCACUCAAUAGAAAAUAACAAUUCUUGAAUUCCUAUGAACUAAUCAAUUGAAACAAAUUGCUCUAGUUUAAUAGUAUAGUUCAAUUAAAGUAUAAAUGCAUGAAAUAAGAGAAUCACAUCAAAACAAGUAUUAACCUUAACAUGUUACUUGAUGUGCCCUGAGAUUAAUCAAGGUCUGGGCAAAGAUCACAGUUUAGUUUGUUUAGUUUGUUCUGCAGAUAAAAGUGGAUUGUUUUUUUUCUUUCUUUAAAUAUUUUUCAGAAUGACCAUUCUUCCUCCAGUAGAGAAGCUGAAGAUCCUACUGGAGAAAGUGAAAGACUUCUACAUAAAAUUUCUUGAAAAACAUGAAACUACUGUGGCUUUUUCCCCCUCAUCCCCUCCCUUUCAAAGCAAAUGAAGGCAAUGAACAAAGAUGUGCUGAGAAUGUGCUGUUCCUCUAAUUUAACUAAAUUCAAAACAGAUAGAACCAGUCUCAGAUACUGCUACAACUUAUUGGACUAUUAAAAGUUAAUGUCUCGUAUAGAAGACAUUUUUUUAAGGGGAAGGGGAAGAAUGUGAAGAAAGUGGUGAGAAGAAAGACUUAAUAAAUGUUUUUGUGCCUUGAUUGGAA